AUGGAGAACAAUACAGAGGUGACUCAGUUCAUCCUCCUUGGACUAACCAACGCUCCAGAACUGCAGGUCCCCCUGUUUAUCACGUUUACUGUCAUUUACCUCAUCAAUGUGAUUGGAAACCUGGGGAUGAUCAUUUUGAUUCUCAUGGACUCUCAUCUCCACAUCCCCAUGUACUUUUUCCUUAGUAACCUGUCUCUGGUGGACUUCUGUUACUCCUCAACGGUCACUCCAAAGGUGAUGGCGGGGCUCCUCCUAAGAGACAAGGUCAUCUCCUACAAUGCGUGCGCUGCUCAGAUGUUCUUUUUUGUAGCCCUGGCUACUGUGGAAAAUUUCCUCUUGGCCUCAAUGGCUUAUGACCGCUUUGCAGCUGUGUGUAAACCCCUACAUUACACCACCACCAUGACAACAAGUAUGUGUGCUUGUCUGGCCACAGGCUCCUACAUCUGUGGUUUCCUAAAUGCCUCGGUCCACAUUAGGAACACAUUCAGUCUCUCUUUCUGUAUGUCCAACCUAGUCCAUCACUUUUUCUGUGAUGUUCCAGCAGUCAUGGCUCUCUCUUGCUCUGAUAGGUAUAUUAGUGAGCUGAUUCUUCUUGUUGUGGCAAGUUUCAACAUCUUCUUCGCUCUCCUGGUUAUCUUGACUUCCUACCUGUUCAUAUUUAUAGCCAUCUUGAGGAUGCGCUCAUCUCAGGGACACCAAAAGGCUUUGUCCACCUGUUCUUCCCACCUCGUUACAGUCUCCGUCUUCUAUGGGACAAUCAUCUUUAUGUACUUACAGCCCAACUCCAGUCAUUCCACGGACACAGACAAAAUCACAUCUGUGUUCUAUACAAUGGUCAUCCCCAUGCUGAACCCCCUGGUGUAUAGUUUAAGAAACAAGGAGGUGAAAAAUGCAUUCAGGAAGGUAGUUGAGAAGACAAAAUUGUCACUUCACCAUUUGAAGUUGUAG
Molecule: messenger RNA, 948 nt
Organism: Camelus dromedarius (Arabian camel)
Lineage: Eukaryota; Metazoa; Chordata; Mammalia; Artiodactyla; Camelidae
Product: olfactory receptor 5B2
Exons: 1
Coding region: 1-948 (315 amino acids)
Biological process (GO): G protein-coupled receptor signaling pathway; sensory perception of smell
Cellular component (GO): membrane
Molecular function (GO): olfactory receptor activity; G protein-coupled receptor activity; odorant binding
Source: RefSeq, a predicted model, not a curated record